Molecule: messenger RNA, 423 nt
Organism: Cannabis sativa
Lineage: Eukaryota; Viridiplantae; Streptophyta; Magnoliopsida; Rosales; Cannabaceae
Exons: 1
Coding region: 1-423 (140 amino acids)
Source: RefSeq, a predicted model, not a curated record
AUGGGACCUGGUUUCUUUCCACACCAUUGGGAUAUUGUUGGUGCUGAUGUAAUCAGCUUAGUGAAAGAGUUUUUCGGCUCCGAAGAAAUGCGUUGUGGUCUUAAUGACACCAAUCUUGUUUUGAUCCCAAAAAAGAAAAACUUUGUUGUUAUGGGUCAUCUUAGGCCAAUAUCCUUUUGUAAUGUUCUUUAUAAGAUCAUCUCAAAAGUUUUGGCAAACCGUAUGAGAGAUUUGAUUGACUGUAUUAUCUCUGACACCCAAAGUUCUUUUAUUCUUAACCAUCUUAUCUCAGACAAUGUUAUGGUUGCCUUUGAGGUUAUGCACUACCUGAAACGAAAAAGAAGAGGUAAAAAAGGCUUCAUGGCUCUUAAACUCGAUAUGAGCAAAGCCUACGAUCAGGUUGAAUGGAGCUUAAUUUCUUAG